Plutella xylostella (diamondback moth) is the source of this 590-nucleotide messenger RNA. The record is from RefSeq and is a predicted model, not a curated record. NCBI's taxonomy places the organism in Eukaryota, Metazoa, Arthropoda, Insecta, Lepidoptera, Plutellidae.
AGUCAGACGGCAGUCUGACAUCAGGGAUCCAUGGAGCAGUGGAUCUAGCCGCUGCAGCGUAUAGCCACAGUACUCACAAGGAGAGUCGCCUCGGGGUGGUGAGACCCCCCCUCCCUGAUGUCCAGACAGGUGCCGUAGCUGUUGAUGGCACGCUCACUUCCCGUACUCCAUCCGGAGCACUCGUGUUUUAAUGGACACUUAGCAGUAAUGACUAUGAAACAAUUGAAAAACACUGGCAAGAUGAUGAGAAAAUCAUGUCAGCCCAAAGUCAACGCUGAGGAUGCACAAAUAGAUGGAUUGAAAGAUGGAGUGUUCCUUGAGGAGAAAGAAACCAUGUGCUACAUCGCCUGCAUCAUGAAGAUGGCUAAUGCGAUAAAGAACGGUAAGCUGAACUACGAGGCUGCCAUGAAACAGGCGGAUCUACUGCUGCCUGAAGAGAUCAAGGAGCCCGCCAAGGCAGCUAUCACUUCUUGCAGGAAAGUUGCUGACCAAUACAAAGAUAUCUGCGAAGCGUGUUUUUAUUCAACGAAAUGCAUUUAUACGCAGAAUCCGGACAUAUUUUUCUUCCCGUAAUAAAGUGAUGUAAUAAA